AUGUCCAGAUUCCCAGAAACGAAAGAAGCUAUUGCUGAGGUCCCUUCAACAAUAGCAACCUCUCGCAACGAUACUACCAAUGAGAACUCGAAUACACUAUCAACAACUCACUCCUGGCGAUUUUGGUUCAUCUUCUUUGCGCUAUGCCUCAUCUCUUUUGUAUGUAGUAUAGAUGCAACUAUUGUUGUGACAGCGCUGCCCACAAUUACGAGAGAAAUUGGAGGUGAAGAGCAAUACAUAUGGAUCGCCAAUUCAUUCGUUUUUGCGUCAACUGCACCUCAACCUCUCUUCGCUCAGAUUUCCAAUAUUCUGGGAAGACGCAAUCCAUUUAUUUUCGCUAUUUGCCUCUUUGCUCUUGGAAGCGGUCUUGCUGGCGGUGCCACAACUCCAGCUAUGCUCAUUGCCGGACGAACAAUACAAGGAGUUGGCGCAGGGAGCUGUUAUGUACUUCUUGAUGUUGUACUUUGCGACAUAGUGCCUCUCCGCCAAAGAGGCAAGUAUCUCGGUAUCAUGCUCGGGACUUCAGCGAUUGGGGUAACGAUAGGACCUCUCAUAGGUGGAGCUUUUGCCCAAGCCAGUUGGCGUUGGAUAUUCUACCUGAAUCUACCCUUUUCGGGCCUCUCUUUAGCUUUCGUUUUCGGUUUACUAAACAUGCGUUGGAAUCGGAGCCCAUCAUGGAAGCAUGCUCUAAAACGAGUUGACUUUCUUGGUAACGCAAUUCUUAUCCCAUCGAUCGUGGCGGUCAUGUUUGGUCUAACAUUUGGCGGUAUUCAUUACCCGUGGAACUCCUACCACAUCAUUGUUCCGCUUGUCUUAGGUCUCGCCGGAUGGAUUCUCUUUCAUCUUUACCAGGCAUCAUCAUUUUGCAAGGAGCCUAGUGUCCCUCCGCGUAUACUCAGCAAUCGAACGUCCGUCGUCGGCUACUUUCUCGUAUCUGUAUCUGGUCUUUUGCUUGAAUCGAUCGGGGUUUUCAUGCCAGUAUACUUUCAAGCUGUAUUCGGAUCAAGCCCUUUAAAGUCUGGUAUCUAA
This is a messenger RNA of Botrytis sinoallii, 1029 nucleotides long. RefSeq lists its product as uncharacterized. The record is from RefSeq and is a predicted model, not a curated record. Gene Ontology annotation, molecular function: transmembrane transporter activity. NCBI's taxonomy places the organism in Eukaryota, Fungi, Ascomycota, Leotiomycetes, Helotiales, Sclerotiniaceae. The transcript has a single exon. The coding region runs from base 1 to 1029 and encodes 342 amino acids. Gene Ontology annotation, biological process: transmembrane transport.